Trifolium pratense (red clover) is the source of this 2212-nucleotide messenger RNA. Its product is annotated as cysteine-rich receptor-like protein kinase 25. The record is from RefSeq and is a predicted model, not a curated record. Gene Ontology annotation, molecular function: ATP binding; protein kinase activity. NCBI's taxonomy places the organism in Eukaryota, Viridiplantae, Streptophyta, Magnoliopsida, Fabales, Fabaceae. Gene Ontology annotation, biological process: protein phosphorylation. The coding region runs from base 1 to 2076 and encodes 691 amino acids. The transcript is spliced from 6 exons.
AUGCAUUACUCUACGCUAUUCCCAAUUUUCAUCAUAACCUUCACAUUAUUCUUCAACCAUUACCACACCACAGUUUCUGCAAAUAUAUAUUACUCACCACUACCUUACCAUGAAUGUUCAACCAACAACAACUCACCAAACAGCACAUACCAUAUCAACCUUAAAACUCUUUUGUCAUGGCUUUCAUCCAAUGCCACACCUACUACUCACGUAUACAACACUACCAUUACAGAAUCCAACACCAAUAACACUAUCUAUGGCCUCUUCACAUGCGAAAUCAAAGACAACGAUCCUAACUGUAAAAACUGCAUUACAAAUGCAGCCAAACAGAUAGCAGAACUUUGUCCAAUGUCAAAAGAAGCCAUAAUAUACGCUGCUUAUUGCAUGGUUCGUUAUUCUAAUAAUUAUUUCUUUGCCACAGUGGAAGAGAGUCCUAAACUACACUUCAUGAGCGAACAGAACUAUGUUGGGCCACAGGUUAGUCGAUUCAACAAAAUACUUUGGGAUACUAUGAAUGAUAUCAGAAAUUUAACAGCAAAUGUUACUAAUGGAUCCUUGAAGUAUGCUUAUAAAUCAGUUAACAUCACAGACACAGAUAACAAAACGCUGUAUGCAAUGGGAAAUUGCAUUCCAUACCUUUCUUCAGAUGACUGUAGUCGGUGUCUCGGUGAUGCCAUGGCAGAAAUUCAAAACUCUUGUUGUAAAGGAAAAACUGGAGGCAGAAUUUACUUCCCUAGUUGCGCAAUAAGAUUUGAACUUUAUUCAUUUUACGAUCCACUAGCUUCGACGACAAUCCAGCCGCCGCAACUAUCUACUGGCACCUUGGCAUCACCAGGAGAAAAAAGGAAAAAGUCAAUUAUAUCAGUGCUAGUUGUGGUUUUCCCGGUUGUUGCGACACUGGUGCUUUUAUGUUGGGGUUGCAGCUGUUUUAUAAGAAGGAAACAGAGAAAAAAUCAAGAGACUAUUCUCAAAGAAAGCUGUAAUGAGUUAAAUCAAUGUAAAAAAGGUGUUUCUGAUAAAAACAGAAACUCAAAUCUAUUUGGUGCAGUUGGGGAUGAUGUUGCUAUUUUGGAAUCCUUGAGGUUUGGUUUAGGCGAAAUUGAAUCUGCAACAAACAAAUUUGCUAAAGAAAAUAUGAUUGGAGAAGGUGGGUUUGGAGAAGUUUAUAAGGGUGUACUUUCCAACGGGGAAGAGGUAGCUGUGAAGAGGCUUUUGGGAAGCUCUAAGCAAGGUGCAAGAGAAUUUAAGAAUGAGGUUCUUGUUAUAGCUCGACUUCAGCACAAAAAUCUAGUGAAAUUACAAGGAUUUUGUCUUGAUGAACAGGAAAAGAUACUCAUAUAUGAAUAUGUUCCUAACAAGAGUCUUGAUUACUUUUUAUUUGAUCUCCUAAAGAGAAGACAAUUAGAUUGGAAUGAAAGACACAAGAUUAUUGGAGGAAUUGCUCGAGGAAUUCUUUAUCUUCACGAGGAUUCGCGCCUUAAAAUUAUACACCGUGAUCUAAAACCUAGUAAUGUUUUGCUAGACAGUAACAUGGAUCCAAAAAUCUCAGAUUUCGGUAUGGCAAGAAUUGUUGUGACCGAUAAUAUUGAAGAAAAUACACAUAGAAUUGUUGGGACAUAUGGUUACAUGUCUCCAGAGUAUGCAAUGCAUGGCCAAUUCUCAGUGAAAUCUGAUGUGUUUAGUUUUGGAGUAAUGGUACUGGAGAUUAUCAGUGGAAAAAGGAAAUAUUCUUCCUCUGAAUCAGAUUGUGUCGAUAUACGGAAAUAUGCUUGGACAAAAUGGAAAAACCAAACAACAUUGGAACUAUUGGAUCCUCAGAUGGAAGGAUCAUUGUUUCAAAAUGAUAUAAUAAGAUGCAUCCAUAUUGCAUUAUUAUGCGUACAGGAAGACCCUAAUGAUAGACCCACAAUGGCAAAAGUUGUUUCCUUCCUCAACAAUCCUUCGGUGGAUUUGCCAUUACUUACAGAACAGUCAUUUUUCAUGAAAAGAACAAUAGAGGACAAUAUGGUCAGGGGAUUGGACUCUAUGGGUAAUUCAAACUGUGAACUGACAGUGAGUGAAAUUUACCCUCGAUAGUACUAUAAGGGGGUAUAUUUUAGCAAACAAUAAUGUUGAUUGACACCUUGUUACCAAGAAGUUUUAAAGGAAAUGUAUGAAAUAGACAGCUACUAAUUGAUAAUUAUCUUUUAACCACAAUUAUUUUUACAUUACC